AUGUCUUCGCCGUGGCAACUACCCAUGCCAUCGCCAUGCGUCUUGCAGCAUGUUGUCGAUGUCCAUUGUCACCCGACAGACUCACCCGUAACGCCAGCAGCUAUGGACCAACUACCAAUAACAAUUUGCGCCAUGUCUUCUCGCCCUUCCGACCAGUCCCUCGUGCGAGAUCUGGCGUUGAGAUAUCCUGAAAAAGUCGUCCCGUGUUUCGGAUGUCACCCGUGGUUUUCUCAUUGGAUCUCCCUGAAACCACGUGUUUCGCGGGAGGAACACUACCGCCGACUUUUCUCUCCUUCCAAUGAACGAGAAGACACGUUUAGAACGAUGCUGUCUUGUUUACCCGAUCCCGUGCUGUUGGAGGACGUGCUCCUUACGCUUCGCCAGAACUUCGAAGCGUUUCCAAGGGCGAUGUUAGGAGAAGUUGGUAUCGAUCGGGCUGCUCGCAUCCCAGUGGAUCAUUCUGCUAGCAUUGUGGAACUAACGCCUUUCACGGUCCCCCUUGAACAUCAGCUCGCCAUUCUGGAGGCACAGAUGGACGUGGCAGUAGAACUCGGUCGCAAUAUAAGCCUUCACAGUGUAAAGUCCCAUCAAGCUACCUUGGACCUUUUGAAUCGAAUGCACGACAAAUACAAGGCCAGUUGGUUGCAUAUAAAUAUCGACUUCCAUAGCUGCGGCGUUAGCAAACGCCAUCGCAAUGUUUUCAUGUCGUUGUCCACCGCUAUAAACGGUCGUUCGCCAAACCACAGGGCACUCAUAGCGGCUUGUUCUCCUCACCGCAUCCUGGUCGAGUCGGACUAUCACGCUAUCGAAGGGUGCACCAGACGCACUUGGGACAUGGUGCUUACUGUUGCUGAAGUUAAGGGGUGGUCUGUGGAGAUGACCUGGAUCGACGAUGACAUUAGAGAAGAAGAGUGGGGUGUGGUCCGACAUCUGGAGAACAAUUGGCACGAGUUUCGCCUUCGAAAUCACGCUGCUCCGCAGUCAGCAAGAUGA
Pisolithus orientalis is the source of this 993-nucleotide messenger RNA. RefSeq lists its product as uncharacterized. Lineage: Eukaryota; Fungi; Basidiomycota; Agaricomycetes; Boletales; Pisolithaceae. The coding region runs from base 1 to 993 and encodes 330 amino acids. The transcript has 3 exons. Gene Ontology annotation, molecular function: hydrolase activity, acting on ester bonds. The record is from RefSeq and is a predicted model, not a curated record.